This is a messenger RNA of Symbiodinium necroappetens, 1653 nucleotides long. The record is from the annotation of a GenBank genome assembly. Lineage: Eukaryota; Dinophyceae; Suessiales; Symbiodiniaceae.
AUGUUUCAGCCAGAGCUCCUCGUCAUUGUGAUAGGCUCCUCCUUCGCCUACGCCUGCGAGAAACACGACACGCCACCACCUGGAGAGGGUGGGGUGCUGGACAGUGUGCUAGACAUUGUCGGUGGCGUUUGGACCUUCGGGCAGCUCGUUCUGUUCAGCAUGUUGGGCAGUCGCCUCGAUGUGACAGUGUUUCAGCAGGUCUUCCACGUCCUUCCCCUCAUGGUGGUCGGGCAAGCAUUCCGCUUUCUUGGGGUGGGGCUGUCGACCAUUCUGGUGGUGAAGCUCGAGUGGCGCACCUGUGCAGGUGACCCACCUGAUGAAGUCUGCAGGAAGUCUUUCCAAGCAACUGAAUGGCCCGAUGCGAUGUUCUGCUUCUUGUCAGCGAUGCCGAGGGCGACGAUCCAGGGAGCCCUUGGGCCAGUUCCCCUGGUCAAGAAGUUCUUUCCGCUGGAGCCGGCUGCACGUGGCCAGGAGGUCCGGCUCUUCAUCGCAGCAGCGGCGAGGCUCUACGUCCUGGUCUGCGCAGUUGCAGGCUCCAUCCUGCUGGACGACUAUGGCCCAUGGUAUCUAGAAGAGGCAAAGGAUGAGGCGGGCCGAGCUAAACGCUGCAAAGCAUGCCAUGCAAGUGAAGUUGAGCAAGCACGGAAGUCCAUCAUGACCAUUGCUGAGCAGAGCGAAUCAGAGAACAGCGAUGGAUCUCAGGAGGAGGAUCUGGAGGGUGGGCUGCAAGGGCCAGCAGGCACAGCAGAAGAUGGACCAAAGGUCCAACCAAAACCGCGCAAGACUCGCGUAGCAUUCCGUCAGGAAGGUGAGGAAUCCGACGAGCUGCCGGCUCCAAAGCGCCGAGCACGUAAGGCACAGACGGCAGCUGCAGGCUUAAAGGAGCACAUGGAGAACUGGACGUAUUCGUCGUCGGAAGCUCGUAGGCGAACCCUUGCUGAGUCCAUGGCAAUUCCACGCCGGCGCCGGUCAAGUGUGUCGGGAUCUCAUCCAUCUGACAACCGUGCGUCCCACACUUCCUUGCCUCGACGUGGAGUGCUGUUCUCGAUGGAUGCUCCCCGGCCACCGGAGGACGACUAUGAAGAGCACGACACGGGAGCAGGCACAGGUGCAGACAUAACUCAACUGCAUCCAGCCUUGCUCGGCCCGAGGAGUCAGAGGUACAUUCCCGUUCCGCACGAAUCCACCAGCCAGCUGUCCAGAGAGGCGACGCCGCUGGAAGGACCUGCCACACAGGGAGUUGAAAGCGCCGGUGAUCCGAUGUCCGCGGAUGUGGUGCAAGAUGCACCCCAUCAGUCGCACGGUGAAGAUGCUACGCUGGAUGGACCAAACUCAGUUGCCGAUGUGCCCCAGACCCGCGACGAGCAGGAUGGCGAAGCAGGGCAUGAAGCAACUCCGGAAGAGGUGGUCCCAGAGAAGCCUCCAGACUCCGCACCCCCGCCUACAAGUUCGCCAGACUCCCCGGAGCAGGCUCCCGUCCCAGCUUCGGCCACCGAAGCGCAGGGCAGAACCCGACGAAGCGUGGCCGAGUGCGAUGAGUUCGGGCAAGACUCCGCCCGAAGGGCGAGUAUGCCCGUGCACGCCGAGGGCUCUGGAAUAGGGGAGCUGAACACCCUAGAUCAACCCUCGGUGGACAAGCCCAAUGAGCCUUGA